AUGGCUGGGCAUUAUCUGCACCAAGCGCCCCGCGGCGUGAAUGCAUUCAACGACAAACCUCAAUUCUCAGGCUUCAUGAAGCCGUGCCGUUACGAAGGCGAAGUCCAAAACCUGGAGGUGUUUGGAGAAAUCCCCAAGGAGGUCGAUGGCACUUUUUAUCGAGUGAUGCCUGAUCCGCAGUUCGCUCCGUUCAUCGAGGAUGAUCCAUGGUUCAACGGCGACGGCAAUAUCAGCGCCUUCCGGAUCCACAAUGGCCGCGUCCAUUUCAAGCAGCGCUAUGUCCGGACCGAGAAGUUCGUGCGCGAGCGCGAGGCCGGCCGUGCACUCCUUGGCAAGUAUCGUAACAAGUACACAGACGCAGUGGAAUUUCUGGUCCGCAGCACAGCGAACACCAACAUUUUCUACUUCAACGGAAAGCUGCUAGCGUGCAAGGAGGAUGCUCCCCCGUACCUUCUCAACCCUCGUACCUUGGAGACGAUUGGGCUGUAUGACUUCGAAGGGCAGCUGCCGAGCAUGACGUUCACUGCACAUCCCAAAGUCGAUCCUGAUUCUGGAGAACUGAUCGGUAUGGGCUACGAAGCGAAGGGCGACGGCACCCCGGAUGUAUGCUACUUCACGGUCUCGCCUGACGGCAAGUUCACUGAGACUGUUUGGCUUGUGGCGCCGGUUUGCGGCAUGAUUCACGAUUUUGCUGUUACCGAGAAUUGGGUCCUGUUUCCUAUCAUUCCCCAAAUCUCCAACCUUGAAAGGAUGAAGAAAGGUGGUGACCAUUGGGGAUGGCGCUCGGAUGUUCCAUUCUAUCUUGGAGUUCUGCCUCGACGCGGCGCGAAGGGGUCCGAUGUCAAAUGGUUCCGCGCCCCCAACGCCUUCCCGGGCCACACCUCCAACGCCUACGAAGACCCUCGCACGGGCGCCCUCAUCUUCGACCUCCCCAUCUCCGACAAAAACGGCUUCUUCUGGUGGCCCGAAGACGACGGCUCGGCCCCCCACCCCUCCGAGAUCACCAGCCACAUGAUGCGCUUCACGCUGGACCCACACUCCACCAACCUCGACCUCGCUGCCCCCACGCAACUCUCCCCGUUCAACUGCGAGUUCCCGCGCAUCGACGAUCGGAAGUCCAUGAAGGACUACUCGCAUUGCUUCAUGCCGAUGCUGGAUGUGGCGCUGGGCACGGACAUGCCGGCCAUCGCGCCGCUGAUGGGCGGGGGAGCGCCGUUUUAUAAUGCGAUGGCGCGGCUGAAUGUGAAGACCGGGGAUGCGAGCGUGUAUUUUCCCGGGCCGAAGCACGCGGUGCAGGAGCCGGUGUAUAUUCCGAAGGAAGGGGCGGCGGAGGAAGGGGACGGGUACGUGCUGUUCUUGGUGAACAACUACGGGGAGAUGACUAGCGAGCUGCACUUGGUGGAUACGGCGGAUUUCAGCAAGCCGCAGGCGAUUAUCAAGUUGCCGUUGAAGUUGCGGGCGGGGUUGCAUGGGAACUGGGUCCCCAAGCAGGAGUUGGAUCUUGUGGCCUAG
Molecule: messenger RNA, 1512 nt
Organism: Lasiodiplodia theobromae
Lineage: Eukaryota; Fungi; Ascomycota; Dothideomycetes; Botryosphaeriales; Botryosphaeriaceae
Exons: 5
Coding region: 1-1512 (503 amino acids)
Biological process (GO): carotene catabolic process
Molecular function (GO): carotenoid dioxygenase activity
Source: RefSeq, a predicted model, not a curated record